AUGUCCGGUGAAUUAUUAUUUGAAUUAAUUGAAAAAGCUCAGUGGUCUUUUGAAAGAAAAUCUCGUUCACUAGAAGAAAAUAAAUUAUGGUCCUUGACUUCAACUUUUAAAAAAUGGUUUGGUUCAUCAAUAAAAACUUCACCAAAUGCUGAAAGAUUUCUUAAACAAAUUGGAGAAAAAUCAACUCCGAUUUCGCUUCAUAUUCCAUCUAACCGUUUGUCAUUAGUAAUAAAUAAUACUAUAUGUAUAAUGUCACUUAUUACAUCUGAUGUGCUAUUGGAAAUUCCUCUUGAUUUACCUCGAACAGAUGAAUUUAAUUAUUUAAAUUGCUUAACUUGGUCCAAUAAUGGAAAAUUCUUAGCUUAUGGGCAUUGGUCAGGUAUUGUUUGUGUUUAUUCAUCAUACGAUGGACAAUUACUACAUGAAUUACCAACAAAAACAUUAAAUCGUAAUGAAGAUUCAUUUGUUGAAAUCUGGUUUUCAGGGAGUGAUGCAUCUCAAUUUAUUGAUUUAUUAUGUUUGAAACGUAGUGGUGAAUUGAUUCGAUAUGUAAUGAGUCGUGAUGAUAUUGCUUCAUGCGCAGAAAAUAAAUUUGAUUUUAAUAUAAAUUGUGCAAUUAUUGAUUCAAAUAAAAAUCAAAUUUAUAUUGUUCCUUUUGAUACAAAGUCAAUUUUAGUUUGGAAAAUUGUUGAUACAAAUCCAUCGGUUAUUCAAAUAAAACAAAUAAUAGAAGAAACUCAUAAUGAAAUCUAUAUCUAUGGUCUUGUUCUUUCGCCUGAUGAAUCUUGUCUUGUAUCGAUAUUAUCUGAUCAAUCAAUUGUUCUUCAUCAAAAUGAUGAACAAUUUCAUUGUUUAUCAAAAGUAAAAAUAAACGAAAGUCGAUCAUUUAUUUGUGAUUUUAAUUAUUGGGAUAAUAAAACUUUAAUAUUGUUUUACUCAAAUGGUUCGAUGAGUUUUCAUGAAGGUAAAGAAACAUUAGAAGAAUAUCGUUAUGCAUCCAAUCAAUUAAAUAUAUGGCCACGUUUUUGUCGUCGAACGUCAAAUGAUUUAUUUUUAAUUGAUUUUCAAAUAACAAAAAUAAAUGAUGAUGAAAAUGAAGAAGAAAAUUCUAAUAUUAUAUUUCGUGUAUUUCGUGCAUUAAAAGGUUCAAAUGAAUUAAUUAAUGAAAAAUUAAUUUUAAUUGAACAUAGUGAUCCUUGUCGUUUAAUUGAAAAUUUAGUUUCAAAUGGUGAAUUUGGUGAAGCAUUACGUAUCUGUAAAGUAUUUAAUCGAACUGAUUUAUCUGAUCAAAUCCAUGAAAAAGCAUUAACGUUAUCAUCAUCACAAUUGGGUGCACAUUUAACAAGAAUUCAAUCACGUCUUCAUGUUCUUCAGUUAUGCACAACUAUUUUAUAUUCAACAUUUAAUGAACAAUACGAUUUAAUUAAAUUUGGUCUCAAUCAAGCAACAAGAAAACAAUUAUUUAAUAAUUUAUAUUAUUCAGACCAAUCUUUUUUUCAAACGAUUUAUGAUGAAAAUUUAUAUUUAAAAGAUGUUCAACCAAAAGAAAUCCCUUUAAAUAUCUCACAAAAACAAAUUUUACUUUAUAGAAGAAAAUUAUUGGAUGAAAAAAGAAAAUUAUUUUUAUAUGACGAUCUUAUUAAUAAAUAUAAAAUAUUUCAAUCAUAUCAAUCUAAUAUAUUUGAAAAAUUUCGUCUAUGGGAUUAUAAACAAAUUGCAUUGAGAUGUGCAAGAGAAGGACAUUUAAAUGGAAUACGAUUAGUUAUAGAACGUGCUAUUCCAUCAAUAUCACCAAUAAAUGUUUUAACAAUAUUAGAUGAAAUAUCUGAAACGGUGCCAUUAUCUGAAUAUGAAGAUUUAAUUCCAAAAUACUGUUUCAUUGAAGAAAAGCAAAUUGAUCGAAAAGAAGACGAUUGGACUGAUGAAUUUAUCUGUUCGUAUGAAGAAAAUAAACAAGAAGAUAAUCGAACAUUAUUUAUUGACUGGUUUAAUAAACGAAUUUUUUCAUUUGAAUCAUUUGGUUUUAUUGAAAAUGCUCUUCAAUUAUGUAAAUAUGCAAUAGAAAUUGAAAAUCUCAAAGAAUUAUCUUCACUUUACAAUAAUCUUUAUCUUGAAUUCUUAUUAAAUAAAAUAUCUGAUCAAGAUUUAACUUUAAUACAAAUAAAAGAAUUCAAUGAAGAAACAAUAAUUGAUUUAAUAUUAACAUUUAAAUAUAAUUCAAAUCAAGAAGAUAUUGAUAAAAGAAUUCAGCAAGUUUUAAUACCAUCAAUUGAUUUAAUGCAACAAUCAAAUGAAUAUUUAAAGAAAGUUUUAAUUAAAAAAUUACAAAAUGAUUUUGAUAUUUAUCCAAUAAUUAAUUCGAUUCAAUUAAAAUCAAUAUUUAAGCAAGAUUAUUUUCAUCAAUUAAUUACAGAAUUAAUUUUAAAUAUCAAUUCAAUUAAUCAAAUAUCGAUAUGCCAACAAUUAUUAACACUGAUCAAUGAUAAACAAGAUUUUGAACAUAUCAUUGAAUCAUGUCGAAUUUUUAUCAAAUGGUCAAUUCCAAUGAUUCCAUCGGAGAUGAUUAGAAUUUUGGAAUCUGAAGAAUCUUUAUCAAAUGCAAUUGUUUUUCUUAUUCAGUCAGCUAUCAAAGAAGAAAUGAAUAAAAUGAAUAUUUCAAUUGGUAAUCAACUUUAUCAUGAUCUUGAACGAAUAUGUCGUCAUCGUUUGUCAUCACAAACACUUUCGAAUUUAUUUGUUUCAAGUCUUUUAAAAUCGGGUAGUAUUGAAUGCUUUCAAAUCGUUCGAUCAAUGUUAUUACGUUUUCAUAUUCCAUUGAUUAUUCAUGCAGCAACAGAUUAUAUUGAUUCAGCUAAAAAUGGACAAGAUAAGAGUAUUCUUCUUGCAAAACAUUGUUUGGAUUUAAUCGAUGAUCCAUCAUUAGUAGUAAAUGAACGAAAUCUAAUUGAAUCACAAAUAAUUUGUGAUUUUUUUCAUUAUUCAAUAACGCCUCUUGAAAUUCGCCGUCAUCCAAAUCCAAUACAAAUAAUUUCUGCAAUUCUUACUUCAAAUCCUCAAGCAUAUAAAAAUACAAGCAAAUUAAUAUCAUUAUCAUUAAAUCUUGAAAUUGGAAAUAAACAAGAUAAAAAAGAUCGAUGUAUACUUUGUAUCGCUGAACAUUGUCUUAAAAUCAAUGAUUUAAAUAUGUGUUGGGAAUUAUGUUCUUCGUUAAUUGAAGAAAACUAUGGUCCAUCAUGGAAAUGUUGUUGGGAAUUAAUUAAUAAAAAUCCAUCCUAUAUGAAUGAAUCAAUAUUAUCAUUUAUUGGUCUUCAUUGUGAUGAAAUUCUUUUAGAUGAUGUUCUUAAAAAAUCAAUUUCUAUUCGAGAUCAAUCCAUACCAAUUGAAGAAUAUAAAGUAACAUCAACCUAUUCAUAUUAUAUAAAUUCAUUUUAUGAUCGAGAUUAUUCUCAACAGAUGGACUUAAAAGAAAUUCCUUUGUUAAAAUCUCCACCAAUUGAUGAGAAAAGUGCAAUAAAAUAUGUUAAUAUUGAUACACCAUUAUUUAUUAUGAUUUAUUUAUCAUCAAAUACAAAUAACGAUAUUUUAAUCGUAAAAGAUAAUGAAUAUGCAUUGCAAUUAUCAAUUUAUUGUCAAUCAUUAAUGAAAACUACGAUACCUCGUAAUAUAAAUGCAAUACCAUCUAUGAUAAUUAAUAAAGCUCUAGUUGAAAAUAAUGAGAAUUAUACUCGUUUAGUAGAAAAUCGUCAAUAUUCAAUAUUAAAUCAAUUAGAUAAUUCAAUUGAUUUAAGUCGUUUUCAAAAUGAUAGUGAAUAUCGUCAUUUAACAGUAAUUGGUUUAUUUAUGUGUGAUAAUCCUUCAUUUGAAUAUGGUGAACAAUUAGCUGUGAAAUAUAAUAUUUCAAUCGAUGAAUGUCAUCAUUCAUAUUUUGAAUAUUUAUUAACAAAUUCAAAUCUAUCAAUAAAUGAAAUACGAAAAAAAAUUAAACCAUUUUUAAAUUCUGAAAGAUUAAAAAGAAAUCGACAAAAUAAAUUAGAAUUAGUUAAACGAUUACAUACAAAUGUUUUUCCUUUAAUUGACGGAAAAGAUUAUGAACGUUUAAAGCUUUUUUAUGAUAUUAAAAAAUCUUUAGGAGAUUUAACACAUGCACAAAAACAUAUUCAAGCUAUUCAACAACUAAUUAAUAUUCUUAAUAACGAUUUCGAUUAUAAACUGUUUCUCUCAUCACCAGAACUUUUCGUUGAAAAAUAUGCAAAUGAUUCAAAUAUAAUUAAUCUUGGCUUAAUUCUUGAUCAAAUUAAAGUUUCCUCAUCAUUAACAGUUAGUUCAAGUUGGAUUUAUUCAUAUUAUUUAAAAUAUAAUCCAUCAUCAUCAUUAAUAUUUGAUUUAUUAAAUCGGAUAAUAUCAUUUGAAGAUUUUUAUUCAUUUGCUAAUCAUUUUUUAUCAUCAAAAAAUAGUCUUUCAAUUAGUGCAAGAAUGAAAAUAAUUCAAUCUAUAAUAGAAAUUAUUCGUUCGAAAGAAGAUCAACAACGGAAAACAUUAGAAGAUAUAUUAGAAAAGCGUUUACUAAAUCUUGAAGUUUUAUCGAAACUUUCUUCAAAUUAUUCUCAAGCUGAAUUAAUUCAAUUAGAUCAAUCUGAAAAUAUAGAAGAGCAACUACAAGAUAUUUUAUCUAAUUUAUUAUUUAAAUAUGGACAAUUUUAUUUAAUUAUUUAUUUAAUAAACAAUAUUUAUCCUCAUGUUUCAAUUUAUAAAAUUUUACAAUCAGCUAUUGAAAAAUUUAAUCAGCAAAUAAAAUCUGGUAAUGACGAUGAUGAUUUAUUAUUAAAUAAUUUAUUAGAAAGUAUAUCAAUUGAUGAUAUUAAUAAAAAAGAUUUAUUCUCUUGUUUACAACAAAUGUGUCGUUCGGAAACAGUUGAUCGACAUAUUCGAUAUAAAUUAAUUGAUAAACUUGAUAAAAUGUUUGAUAAACAAGGUUUACAAUCAGAUGAUCUUUUAUUAUUUGAACAAUAUCGUUUAUCUACUUUACUUUCAUCAUUUCAUUCAUUUAUUGAAUUAGUAAAAGAAGAUAUUCUCACAGAUGAAAAUCGUUGUCAACUUUUUCAAAAAUAUCUUUUACAAGCUGAACGACUUAUUCAUUUUGAAUCUCUCAUACAAAUUCUCAAUAAUAUUUGGUCAAAAGAACAGAUUAACAAUAUGAAAGGAAUACAUGGAUUAAGUUUAAAAAAUGAACUAAUUGUAUCAAUGAUAGAAAAAAAUUCUGAUUGGGAAAGAAUAUUAACCGAAAAUAUUGUUCAAUGUAAUGAAGAAGAAACGAGUUCAUUAAUAGAAUAUUUAUAUAAUUCAAAAGAUCUGGCAUCUUAUGCAUAUAAAAUAUGGUUAAUAAAUCCAAUAUCAUCAUUAGCCAAUUUACUAUUUCAAUCUUCAUCUAAAUUAUUGAUUGAUAAAGAAUUUUUAUUAAUGUCAAUCGAAAAACAUCGUAUUAAUGAUUUAUUAUCGAUAAAUGCUUCAUUAUUCGAUUAUUAUUUAAAUGAAAAUUUAUCUCAUGAAGAUAAAAGCAAAGUUUUAAACCAAAUUGAAAAUAAUGAAGAAUUUCUUUUAAAAAGUGCACAAUUAUUUAUUCAUAAAGAAGAUUAUUCAUCAUUUAUAUCGUUUGGUCUCAUUAUUGAUACUCUAGAAAAAUAUUUUUUAAAUAAAUAA
Molecule: messenger RNA, 5697 nt
Organism: Rotaria socialis
Lineage: Eukaryota; Metazoa; Rotifera; Eurotatoria; Philodinida; Philodinidae
Source: the annotation of a GenBank genome assembly